This is a messenger RNA of Musca vetustissima, 273 nucleotides long. It is a transcript of the gene cer, whose product is annotated as cathepsin L-like proteinase. Bases 25 to 273 code for a protein of 82 amino acids. The record is from RefSeq and is a predicted model, not a curated record. The transcript has 2 exons. Lineage: Eukaryota; Metazoa; Arthropoda; Insecta; Diptera; Muscidae.
UUGUUCUAAUCACAGCAUUUUAAAAUGGCCGACGUCAGCGAUCAAGAAUGGAAUGAUUUCAAGACCAAAUUCAAUAAAACCUAUGCCACCGAGGCCGAGGAGAAAUUGCGUCGUGAAAUCUUUGGCAAAACGAAAAAUCGCGUCGAAGAACACAAUAAGAAAUUUGAAAAUGGUGAAGUUUCCUAUUCGAUGGGCAUUAAUCAUUUGGCCGAUGCCACCGAAGAGGAGAUGUCAUUGCGUUGCGGCAAACGUGUGGCACCAACAGCUGUAUAA